UUCAUUUAAUUAAGUCUAAUGCUCUUUACUUGUAUAAAUCCAUUACACUGAUAUAUAUUCAAGUAUUUAGUUCUGUUCAUUUUUCACAGCUAGUUAAAACCCAAAAUGCACUUUCUCAAGAAAUGAAAAUAUUAUAGAAGACUGAUUAAAUAAGUAGUUUUGUUACUGUCUUAUGGGGGAAGAUUGCUGCCUUGACAGAUGUCUAGAAUCCAAAACUGUUCUGUAUUAAUAAGAUGGGUGCUGUAUUUGAGCAUAUUAAUGCUAAGUUGAGUGGAAGAACAAACAGUGAUAGAAAAUUAUGUCCAAGAAAUUGGCAGUUGAAGCUUUAAAGGAAUUGUAAAGUGAUUGUAUUUGAUAGUUUAGUAAAGUUUCACAACAUGUCAACUGCAGCUUCAAGGGAUUCAGAAAAGGUUAUAAAGGUCAUGGGCCACAACUGCAAUGCUUCCCGUACAAAGCUACUGACAACAUCCGAAAUAUCUUACCUUGAUUAAUGGGAAAAAAGGACUUGAUUGUUGCUCAAUAAUAAAAUGUCCUCUUUUGAGAUUAAAUCAAAUUCUAAAUUUCAAUUGCGCCAUGUUAAGACUUAACUGGCCAGCCAAUCGGACCUAAAUAUUAUGGAGAAAUUGGUGGAAGAUGAGAUACCAUAGUCUUCAAUGGUGAAAGGUGCUGUUAAAGGCAAUUAACUUUCUUAACAUUUAUGUUGAACCACAGGGUGACUGUCUCCAUGCAAUGCAAUAUUGAUGCAGUAAUUCAGGAAUUACUGCAUCAACAUUGCAUUGCAUGGAGGCAGUCAGUGUCAUGAAUCCAAACAGUGUUAAAGAGCUUAAAUCAUUUUAAACUUACAAGAUAAACUUCAGGCGGCAUGUAAUACUUCUGUGAUUAUUAAGAUAUUUUCUUCAAAACCCAUUAGCUUCAGGUUGUUUGUUUAGUGCGUCUAGCUUUAACGUAAUAUCUCUCACUAAUUUGACUUGGUGUCGUCCUUAAGAGCAGAAGUUUGCUUUUCAUUUGUGGCCUCUGAAAUAUCCACUUAACGACCUAGUGUUACUCAUUGAACUGCUGAAUUGCAAUGUUCAAAUCGGGUGUUAACUUCAAGACUAUGUUUUCCACUUGAGCUGAUGUUUGAGCAGCCAUUUUAAAAUUUACAAGGUAAAUGGUUGUUAUAUAGUAUUUCUUCUGUCAUUAGGACAAUGAGAACAACUACUCCACGAAUUAACAAAUUCAUGUAGACUAAGUGUUUUUUCUGUCAUCUGCUUGUUUUAUGUAGGUUAAACAUUCAUAUUCAGAGGGAACAUAUCUGUAUCACUGCUAUAAAUCACUGGAAAAGAUAGGAAACUCAAGAUAAGGCUUUUCACCUUUUUUAAUUCAGUCUUGUCUAUUACCAGAUUAAUUAAACAUGUAAUCUAGCUAUAAUGUAAAUUUUUUUUUUUUUUACUGUUAUCAAAUUUCUUUUUAUCCUAAUGUGUCUUUCUUACUAUAAAGAAUGUGUUUUUCGGUCUGAACGGCUGGUCAGGAUAAUUUAUUGUAACCUAGUGGAAUAAAAAUAAAAAAGCAACGUGCAGGAAGCAGUAAAUACAGUUUAUUGGAGAAGAUGUUAAAUUAUUUAAGCCAGCUUUCAAAUUCUGGAAAGAAACAUUUUCUACUUUAUUUGAAAUAGUUUACAUUUUCUUUCAUAGGAGAAUUUUGCAAUAUGUAGAUUUUGGAUGAGCGUUUUGUACAAUUUUUUUUUAAAUACUUUUGAUUAAAAAUAUUAUUACAGCAUUCCAUGAGGUAGCUGUUAAAAAACCAAGAAGAAAAACCGUAUUUGCAUAAUAAAUCUGUAACCAUGUCAACAGUCAGCCAAUGAAGGUCCGUGUCGUCACACACCAGGAAGUCAUGUCCGUUGAACCUACCGGCUUCUUGAAGUUGCAUCCCGUCCUGUGGUAGCGCCUUCUGAGGGACGCACGAGAUGUUGCUGCUGGUGCUGAGCACCCUCCUCCUCCUCUUCUGCAACCUGGAUGUGUGGUACUUCCUGCGAGGGGCCCAGGUUUUUGUAGAAGCAUGGUUCCUACCCAGAAUAGAAGACAUUCUAGCUGAGCAAAGUAUCGAUGGCAUGGUCCUUCCUCAUGAUUUAGACUAUCUGGGCCAUAUGAACAACUCUAGAUAUCUGAGGGAGUGUGACUUUGCUCGCUUCCACCACUACAUGAGAAAUGGGUUGUUCAUGGCCUCACGUAAACUUGGGGCCAAAAUGGUAGUAGGGGCCUCCACCAUUCGGUAUAGGCGCUCUUUGGCCUUCAGAGAGGCUUUCCAGAUUCGUACCAAAGUGCUAGGCUGGGAUGAUAAGGCCUUUUACCUAGAGCAGCGCUUCGUGUCUAAGAGAGAUGGCUUUGUAUCUGCAGUCAUGCUUUGCAGGCAGAAUGUGGUGGGCAGCAGCCCAGAAAGCAUCAUGGAAUUUACCUACAAGAAGAAGAUUGAGUGUCCACAGUUUCCAGAGGAGCUCAAACACUGGAUCAGCUUCAUUUCAGCCAGCAGUCAGGCGCUGAGAGCAGAAAGCGGCUUGGAGGAUAAAAACAAGUGAAGGCACACAAGAUACUUUGGUAUCAUGAGUGGCGACGCAUAUCUCAGCAUUGCACACACUCAAACAUACCGGCACCUUUUAGAGUGUUUUAGUCAUCUUCAAAUACUCUACAUAUUCUUAUUUGGGGCCAGUCUCACACACUGUUUCUUAAUUGUUUGGUUUGUUUGAUGUGAAAAACUUUAUUUACUGCAGCUAAGUAUAAAAAAACUUGAAAUGAAGGAAACGUUUACUUUAAAAUAAAGUGAAUCCAAAACAAAGCUUUAUCUUUGUGACUUACCAAGUAGUUGACUGUGAGUUGGGUGUUCUCAUCUGAAAACAUCACUGAAUUUCAGAUUAGCAUGUAGCGCAAACAUUAAUAUUCUACCGGCAUAAAUGCAUGUUUCAAAACAAUCUGAAUAUUUUUCAAGCCUGUUUCUUAUAGUUUAGUAACAGCGUUAUAACUUAGAAUGAAAAACCAAAAACAUGUUUAAUGGACUAUUUGAAUUGGUAUAUUGAGCAUGUUUUGACGAGGUUUAAAACUGUGAGCAGUAUUUUUGAAGUGGUUAUUACCUGUUAACAAUCUGAAAGGGAAUACUCUAUUUUUAAAAAUAUAGCUAAACAUUUGUCAGCACUUUAUUUUACCAGAUUGAGAAAAAAAGAGCCCUUAUAGAAAAAGAUGACCUCUUUAUUAGAGCUGCAUGUGAUUUUUAAGAGAAUGUUUUUGAUUUGCAGGUAUAAUAAUCAACAGCUAACAGGAGGUUGCUGGCAACUUUUCAAAACCUGCCACGCACAAGAAAGUAUGAGUGUUUUUGUGCUCUUAUUGAGAAAAUAAUUGAAAUGUGGAAACUUGUCAUUUAUGCAUCAGAAUUUUCUUUUUGUAACCAAAUUAACGUAUUGUCCUUAGUUAGAGAUAUUACAUUUUUUAAAUGUAUGCCUAAUCUUUUAUGUAUUUAUGCUGUCAAUGCUCUGUUAAGGAAAUCCUGGUUAAUACCUUGAAGUUUGAGGAUAUGGAUUGUAUGUUUAUUUUCCACCUACUGUUCUUUGAUUUAUGGAAAAUGAUUUGUCAGAUAUUAUUUAUUAUGUUUGUUAAUUAUUUUUAAUGCAUUUUAAAAUAAAAAUGCACUGAACCUUG
Xiphophorus couchianus (Monterrey platyfish) is the source of this 3665-nucleotide messenger RNA. Its product is annotated as protein THEM6-like. Lineage: Eukaryota; Metazoa; Chordata; Actinopteri; Cyprinodontiformes; Poeciliidae. The record is from RefSeq and is a predicted model, not a curated record. The coding region runs from base 1946 to 2554 and encodes 202 amino acids. The transcript has 3 exons.